GGCACACGAACUGAACGCGAACGUAAACGAAUCGGCAAAACAACAACAAAAGAAUAAUACGAGCAUCGUGGCUAAACAUCGUGACGUCGCGACGUCGUCGGCAACGCAAAGUGGGCGCCCCCCAACAACAUAAUAUUGUGGCGCUCUGGGCGUGUGAAAGCGAGAGCGCUUGUGUUUAGCCGGCAUAGCCAUAUUGGCUUAGUUGUGUGUGUGCAGAAGCGAGCAGGCAAUAAACAACAACGUGAACAAGUGCCACACAUUCAUUCAGUCUGUCAGUCAGUCACUCACUCACUCACAGGUGAGCAGCAGCUAAACGUAAAAAAAAGAAGCCAGAGGCAGGCAGGCAGCAGAGGCGGCUGGACCAGAGAGAGGCGUACUGGAAAAACGAAAAAAAAAAACAAAAAACCAGCGAAAAAAAAGAAAAGUGUUUCUUCGCUUUUCAGCAACUGCAACUAAAAGGCAGAGUGUAAAAAAGAAAUCAAAACUCUUUUUGAUACACACAAACAACAACAACUAGCUGGAGGACGCCUACGUCAGCAGCAGAUUGCACAAAAAUUCCAAUCCUCUAAAACAACAACAACAAGGAGAACAUGGCCAUCAAACCCGGACUUGGUCGCAAGACGACCAACAAAAAUCCACCGAUACUGAGCCACGAGUUCGUCAUACAAAACCAUGCCGACAUCAUCUCCUGCAUCGCCAUGGUCUUUGUCGUUGGUCUGAUGAACGAAUCGACGGCCUCAUUUGCCAGCGCCUUCAUCUCGCUGCACCACAACGUCAGCGGCGAGGAGGCGUCCCGUGAGCUGCCCUAUGGCAAGCCGUAUACGUAUGCGGCCGGAAUUAAGGAUUACUGUGCAAUCUUCUUCUAUACGCUGACCUGCAUCAUUAUGCAUGCCAUCAUCCAGGAGUUUGUGCUCGACAAGAUUAGCAAGAAAUUGCAUCUAUCGAAAUUCAAGCUGGCUCGCUUCAACGAAUCCGGCCAACUGGUGACCUUCUAUCUGCUGUCCUUCGUCUGGGGCGUUCAUGUGGCGUUGCGCGAAGGUUAUCUGGGUCAGGUGGCCCAACUCUGGGAUGGCUAUCCGACGGCGCAUGCGAUGAGCUUCCUGCACAAAUUCUACUUCAUCAUCCAGCUAUCGUACUAUCUGCAUAUGCUGCCCGAACUCUACUUCCAGAAGGUGCGCGCCAAGGAGGAGCAACAGCCCAAGAUCAUACAUUCCAUUAGCGGAUUCACGCUCAUCGUUUUGGCCUACACGCUCAGCUUCCAACGUUUGGCCAUUGUGCUGCUGACGCUGCACUAUUUCAGCGAGCUGCUCGCCCACAUCUUCCAGCUGAUCGGUGUGUUUGAUCGCGAGGAGCGUUUGGCUCGCGUUCGCAUCGUGAACAGCGCCGUGUUUGUGCUGGUGCGUUUUGCCACCUCGGUGAUUGGUGUGCUCACGUUGCACUAUGGCAUCGGCGCCUCUGGCAGCAGCUACAAGUUGCGUGCUCUGCUUGCGCUGGUCGCCUUGAUUGCCCUGCAGGGAUACUUUGUGUUCUCGUUCAUCACCGAACAGUUGAGGGCGAAGCGUGAGGCGAAGCGAGAGGCCAAACUGUUGGCGGCACAGACGAAGAAGGCGAAGGCGCCCAACAAGGAGAAGGUGAAGCGCAAGAAGGAGAGCGAUCUGCCCGAGGCGGAUCAGGCCAGUCCUGUCAAGCAGAAGCUCAAGUAGAGAGAGCAUGACAGCGCAACAACAACAACAACAACAAAAUCUUCCGCACACUUCCAGAAGCUCAAUCAACAGAUAACAAAAACAACAACAACGACAUCAACAGACUAUCAAGAGAACUCUCAAAACUCAAGCACUUUGCUAUGAACAUUAUACACUAGACAACACAAAACCUUUUUUUUUUUGGCUUUCUCUAUUGUGCAUUUAAAAAACAAAAACAA
Molecule: messenger RNA, 1921 nt
Organism: Drosophila sulfurigaster albostrigata
Lineage: Eukaryota; Metazoa; Arthropoda; Insecta; Diptera; Drosophilidae
Gene: TRAM
Product: translocating chain-associated membrane protein 1
Exons: 3
Coding region: 591-1703 (370 amino acids)
Biological process (GO): SRP-dependent cotranslational protein targeting to membrane, translocation; protein insertion into ER membrane
Cellular component (GO): endoplasmic reticulum membrane
Source: RefSeq, a predicted model, not a curated record